AUGGCUGAAGGAGCGGAAGAUGCAGUCAAGCUGGCGGACUACAUGCAGGCCGUGAUGCGGAGAACGAAGCUGCGGCCGCCCUUGACGUAUGGUUACAAGGGCGACCCUGAUCUGGGAGUUGGCUUCUGGAUGCAUGACACCAACAAGUGCAAAGUCUUGGAGAAGCCCAUCGUGAUUCCUUCCGGCUUGGACCACUACCAGGGCUACAGUGUCUUCUUCGCCUACUGUGGCGAGGAGGGCGUGAAGCACAUGCUGGAGGGAGCCUGUCCGCCCAUCCUCCCAGCCACGGAGAAGGAGCCGGCAGACUUCGCCUCCUUAGCUGACAUUGCAAAUAACUUUGGGGCGAAGGACCCCGAGGCUGCGAAGGGCAACUCGGAAUUCUGCGUUGCCAUCUGCGUGCCGCAGGAACUAGCGACAAAAGCAGAUGUGCCAGGCAGAGAUAUUUGGAUGAUCCAGUUCGAGCAGGACAGGGUUUCGGCUUUCCUCCAGGCCGCGAAAGAAGGCAACGUGGAGAAGCUUGAAGCCGCCAUGAAAGACGGCAUCAAAGGCAACUUGGUUGACGAGCAUGGGGUGAGCGCGCUAAUGAUGGCGGCUUUCAUGGGCAGCAACAAGGCAUGUGAGGCCCUCCUGCAGGGGGGUGCCGAGGUAAACCAUGCCGAGCGCCUCAACAAAAGGACGGCCCUGAUGAUGGCAGCCCAGGGAGGACACGAAGAAGUUGUGAAGUCUCUUCUGGCAGCGAAGGCAGACACCAAAGAGGUUGAUUCCGAAAUGCAGACGGCGCUGCAUUGGGCAGCCGUUGCCGGCAAGACAGCGGUAGCUCGGCUACUGGCCAGCAUUGGGCAGAAGGAUGCCAAGAACGAACAGGGCGAGACGCCUGCGCAGGUUGCCGAGAAAAUGGGUCAUACGGAGACGGCGGCUGCCCUGAUGUAG
Messenger RNA from Symbiodinium pilosum, 930 nucleotides. The record is from the annotation of a GenBank genome assembly. Lineage: Eukaryota; Dinophyceae; Suessiales; Symbiodiniaceae.